Molecule: messenger RNA, 2743 nt
Organism: Panicum virgatum (switchgrass)
Lineage: Eukaryota; Viridiplantae; Streptophyta; Magnoliopsida; Poales; Poaceae
Product: protein FAR1-RELATED SEQUENCE 5-like
Exons: 6
Coding region: 16-2334 (772 amino acids)
Biological process (GO): regulation of DNA-templated transcription
Molecular function (GO): zinc ion binding
Source: RefSeq, a predicted model, not a curated record
UGAUCCUUGCCGAUAAUGCAUUUCGUCGGGCGUCCCAGUCCCAGGCGAGGCGCGGUUGCGGGCGGCGCAAGGGCGGCGGCGCCGGGCGGUCGGUCUGGGGGGAGCGGUGGCGCGGGUGCGGAGGCGGGGGUCACGCAGGACGGAGGCUCCUCGGUGGAUGGCGGCGCCCAAAGCCGUGCCUGCUUGGGGAGGCGUCAUCGGAGUUCUUUUCCAGAUGAAAGGGAGCCAAAACUAGGCCGUGUGAGUGCUUAUGAGGAAUCGUUGAAAAAAUAUGUUGAUAACAAGUCCAAUGUUGUUAUCAAUCCAGCAGUAGGCAUGUCUUUCGACUCCCGUGCUGAUGCAUUUGACUUCUGCAACUUGUAUUCCUGGGAGCUGGGGUUUGGAAUACGAUGGAAUAACAGCACUAAUGAUGCAGAGGAAAGUGUUACGGUGCAAGAGAUAGUCUGCAGCUGCGAGGGCAAACCGGAGCUGUCCAGUGCUGCAUCAGUGAGAACUGAUUGCAAGGCUAGGAUACAGCUGCACAAAUCUGAUGACAAUGGAUGGUACAUCCUGGAACUCCGAGGUGAUCACAAUCAUCCCCUUUCUGGGGCAUGCAGUGAAAGCUUGAUUUGGCCUUCCCACAACCAUCUCGAGCCCUACACCAAGGGUAUGGUAUGCCAUCUUAGGGAUAGCAAUGUUGAUCUUAGUAAGACGCGCUAUUUCAUUUAUAGCUUUUUCGGGGCCAUGAAGAAAGUCCUGUUCAAUAAGUGGGCUUUGAAGUCGUUAUGUGAGUCUAUAACCACAGAACUCGAACUCCCAGAAGAUUAUGUAUGCAAGACUCUUGAGUUGUUUGAUGGCUUUGGUUCGUUGAGGAGGGAUGAUCCAAGCUUCCAAUUUCGUGUUGAGUUGGAUUAUACUACGAGCCAGUUUAAGACAGUGUUAUGGACGAAUGGGCGUAGCAGGAUGCAAUAUGCACAGUUCGGUGAUGCUAUAACAUUUGAUACAACAUAUAGAAGUAAGCUGUAUGACAUGCCUUUUGGCUUGUUUGUUGGUGUUAAUAAUCAUUACCAAAGUGUCAUACUAGGAGGAGUGCUGAUGCGACAUGAGACAGUUGAAAGUUUCAAAUGGGUGUUCCGUGAGUUUGUUACUUUGAUGGGGGGUAAAGCUCCAAGUACUAUUCUCACAGGCCAAUGUAAUGUGAUGGAGGUUGCAAUCCAGGAGGUGCUACCAUAUACGACUCACAGAUGGUGUAAGGUGCAUGUGCUGAGCAAGGAGAAUGAAUUCCUUGGGCCGAUUUGCUCAAAGAAGAGUGGAUUUAAGGAUGACUUCCAAAAGAUCACUGAUAGCAUGCUGACUGUUAGAGAGUUCGAGUCUGCUUGGAAGCAUCUUCUAGACAAGUACAACUUGCAUGGGAAUGCAUUCCUUUCUCAGAUUUAUGAUUCUCGACAUAAAUGGGCGAAGCCCUACUUUAAAGGGAAGUUCUGUGCCAAACAGACUAGUAUGCAAAGAAAUGAGUGCGCGAACCACAUGUUUAAGGGCUAUGUGCCACGGAAUAGAUCUAUCAACAUGUUUGUACGACACUACAACGAGCUCCAAUCUUAUCUUGAGUCAAAGGAAAGCUUCGAGGAGAGUAGGAGUGGGAAGAGGCCCAGAGUUAUGAGCAAGGGAGUUCCAGUUGAAGAGCAUGCGGCAAAGAUCUAUACAAGGGCUAUGUUUGAAAAAUUUGACGAAAUAAUUUUCCAGUCUGGUUCUUAUGUGGUGGAUGAAAAGGAGAGAGGGAAGGCAUAUUUAGCAAGGCACAUCAGGAGUGACUGCCGGGAGAGUUGGUCACAGGUGGAGUUUGAAGUUACAAUUAGGGCUGAAGAUGGUGCGGUUGUUUGUGAGUGUGGAUUGGGGGAGCACUUGGGGAUACCUUGCUGCCAUGCUGUGAACGUGAUGAUACACUUGGGAAUGCUAGAGAUUCCAGCUGGAAAUAUUGUGGAGCGCUGGACGAUGCAUGCAAGGGAUAAUUUGCCUGCUCAUAUGAUUGAGCUUGAGAAUGAUAAGGCAGCAGAGAGCUCAGAGUCGUAUAGACAGUCAGAGUUGUUCAUCCAAGCCUUGGAGUUUGUGAAGUCUUGUUCCAGGAGUGAUUGGACUUUUGAAAUAGGGUUGGCAGGUAUGGUGCAACUUGAGCAGGAGCUUUUGGAGCUGAAUCAAGUUAAGGAUGUUUCUGGGUUGUCCGGACAGUGCAGCCAUCCUGCCGCCCAAGGUUCUGAUGUGCAAGGCAUGUCUGCUGCAGCUACAGAUGAUGCUAAGAAACAGCGAUAUGAAGCAGAGGCACACGAUCUUAAAUGCAAGAUGGUGAAGCGUACCUAGGCAAAGGGCCCCAAUAGAUGUCAAAUCUUUUGUGUGUGUGUGUGUUGGGGGGGGGGGGGGGGGGGCAUAGGAAGGUAGCAACUUGCAACUCAUUGAGGAACAAUGUGAGUGGUGGGUGUUUGGUUGUAAGAUAACUGAAUUCCGGUUGUCGUGGCCGCUCGGUAGGAACUCAGUGAGACUGGACCCUGGUCCUUUUCUUCUGCUCAUGUCUUGUAAAAUGUCAGCGACGCCGAAUCCUGACAGUGCUCGGCUGCAUGGCAUGCGAAACUACCAUGUUAUCGUUGUAAUGCUUCGGUCUAUGUAAGCUGCCAUCCACCUCUGAUGUGCACAUUCGGUACAGUGGACAUUCGAUUUGCGGACGCUGCUGUCAUGAGUUCUGUGCGCAUUUGGUAACUGUCUUAUUCUGAUA